Molecule: messenger RNA, 1281 nt
Organism: Aspergillus novofumigatus IBT 16806
Lineage: Eukaryota; Fungi; Ascomycota; Eurotiomycetes; Eurotiales; Aspergillaceae
Gene: lys9
Product: saccharopine dehydrogenase (NADP+, L-glutamate-forming)
Exons: 7
Coding region: 1-1281 (426 amino acids)
Cellular component (GO): cytoplasm
Molecular function (GO): saccharopine dehydrogenase activity
Source: RefSeq, a predicted model, not a curated record
AUGGUCAAGCAAAUUGCUGGUUCCAAGGUCCUUCUUCUGGGCUCAGGCUUCGUCACCAAGCCCACCGUUGAGGUUCUCACCAAGGCUGAUGUGCAUGUCACUGUUGCCUGCCGAACCCUUGAGAGCGCCCAGAAGCUCUGCGAAGGCUUCCCCAACACCAAGGCUAUUGCCCUCGAUGUUAACGAUGCCGCUGCUCUGGACAAGGCUCUCGAGCAGGUUGACCUCGCUAUUUCCCUGAUUCCUUACACCUUCCACGCCCUUGUUAUCAAGUCCGCCAUCCGCACGAAGAAGCAUGUCGUCACCACCUCAUACGUCUCCCCUGCCAUGAUGGAGUUGGAUGAGGAAUGCAAGAAGGCCGGUAUCACAGUUAUGAACGAGAUUGGUCUGGACCCGGGUAUCGACCACUUGUACGCUGUCAAGACCAUCUCCGAGGUACACGCCGAGGGUGGUAAGAUCACUUCUUUCCUCUCCUACUGUGGUGGUCUCCCUGCCCCUGAGUGCUCCGACAACCCGUUGGGUUACAAGUUCUCGUGGUCCAGCCGCGGUGUUCUUCUCGCUCUAAGAAACGCUGCCAAGUUUUACAAGGAUGGCAAGGAGUUCAGCGUUGCUGGCCCGGACCUCAUGGCUACCGCCAAGCCCUACUACAUCUACCCCGGCUACGCCUUCGUCGCCUACCCCAACCGUGACUCCUGCCCCUACCGCGAGCGUUACCAGAUCCCCGAGGCCCAGACCGUCAUGAUCAAGGUGCUGGUGGACAUUGGUUUCCUCAGCGACGAGGCGCAGGACUUCCUCAACUCCCCCAUCGCCUGGAAGGAGGCCACGCAGAAGAUCCUGGGCGCCACCUCCUCGGAGGAGAAGGACCUGGAGUGGGCCAUCGCCUCCAAGACCACCUUCACCGACAACGAUUCGCGCAACCGCCUCAUCUCCGGCCUUCGCUGGAUCGGCCUCUUCUCCGACGAGCAGAUCACCCCCGCGCGCAAGAUGCAGUACGGCCCCGGCGAGCGGGACAUGGUCAUGCUGCAGCACAAGUUCGGUAUCGAGCACAAGGACGGCUCCAAGGAGACCAGAACCAGCACCCUUGUCGAGUACGGUGAUCCCAAGGGUUACUCCGCCAUGGCCAAGACCGUCGGUGUCCCCUGCGGUGUUGCGGUCAAGCUGGUCCUCGAUGGUACCAUCAGCCAGAAGGGUGUCCUUGCCCCCAUGACCUGGGAUAUCUGCGAGCCUCUCCUCAAGACUCUCAAGGAGGAAUACGGCAUUGAGAUGAUCGAGAAGACCAUCUAA